Beta vulgaris subsp. vulgaris (sugar beet) is the source of this 3016-nucleotide messenger RNA. RefSeq names its product putative U-box domain-containing protein 50. Gene Ontology annotation, biological process: protein phosphorylation; protein ubiquitination. Lineage: Eukaryota; Viridiplantae; Streptophyta; Magnoliopsida; Caryophyllales; Amaranthaceae. The coding region runs from base 274 to 2736 and encodes 820 amino acids. Gene Ontology annotation, molecular function: ubiquitin-protein transferase activity; protein tyrosine kinase activity; ATP binding. The record is from RefSeq and is a predicted model, not a curated record. The transcript is spliced from 9 exons.
ACACUUCGUUGAAAUUUCAAUCUUAAAAUUAAAAUCACAACCCCGCAAUUAUAAUCUCUCAUUCUCUCCUCUCUCCUCUCUCCUCUCUCACCCUUGACCUUCACAUCAUAUACUACUAAAAACAUAUUCACAAUUUCACACUACAACUCCACAAAAUCUCUCUUAACACAUUUUAUCUUCUUAAGAUUUUAAGACAUGGAAAAGUUGAACAAAUAAAUCACACUCAAAUCUCAACUUUGAGAUACUUGGAGUUAAUUUAGUUGUUUAAAAAGUAUGGAUAUGAAGUUGAUGAAUCUUCAUGAGAAGAUACAUGUUGCUUUGACCAAUGAAAUGCAAGAACAAGAAGGAUGUUUGACUUUAAAUUGGGUUAUUAAGAAAUGGGUUUCUCAUAAUCAUCCUAUAUCUAUUGUUAUUCUUUUCAUCAAUUCUUCUUCUUCCUUUGAACUUGUUGAUACCCCAUUUGGAAAACUGCCUGCAAGUUCUUUGAGUGAUGAUAAAUUAAAUAUUUUGAAGAAGUGUGAAGAGGAGAAAAUUGACAAACUUCUAUAUAGAUACAUUGCCUUUUGUGGAAAAGUAAAAACAGAGGUGCACAAAAUUACUAAACAUGAUGAACCAAUUCAAAAGACUAUGAUUGACUUAAUCAUAGAGAGGAGAAUUACCAAGUUGGUCAUGGGAAUGCCAUAUAUGAGAUCAUCAUCAGGGAGAUCAAAGAACACAAUUAGUGGAUCAUUUUACAUUGAUCGAACAAAGCCAGAUUUCUGUGAACUAUUCAUAUUAUGCAGAGGGAAAUUGGUAAGGCUAAAAGAGGAAAAUGAUGAAGGGUACAUGGAGGAUGAAGAUGGGGUAAUUGUGGCAAAAUUGAAGCAGAAAACUAGUUUUAAGGGUUGGUUAGGAAAAAUGUUAUCCCAUGGACAAGAGAGAUCCACAACAUACUCCUCACCACGUUGUUCGAGCUCGGAUUCGGAGUCCCCAUUGUCAAGGAAUGGUAAUAAUCAUUGGGAGUUGUAUGAACAAGAUAUUGAGGAGUAUUUUCAGGAGUUGUUAUUAGUGUCAAAUUCAUUGGAGAAUAGAGAAAAUGGGGAGGAAAAUGGAUCAUGUAAUAUGAAUAGUACAAGUGAGCAAAACAUUCUUGCUGAUGGUAUACAGGGUGCUGGUGACAGAAUUGAAGCCCUAAAAAACGAGAUACAAGCAGCUCGCGUAACAAUCGAGUCAAAUGACAAUGAAGCCAGAGCUGAAGUUGACAGACAAGCCAAAGCUUCAUGGGCUAUUUGCUUGUCCAAUCAUCGGGCCGAGCAACUCCAAGCUGCUAUAGCAGAAGAGAUCUCAACAAGAGACGACCUAGCCAAAGAUAUAGACAACACGAAAGAGCAGAUUCAUGAAAUCCUGGCUGAUGUGCAAGAGAGCAAGGACAGGAUAAACUCGUUACUUGAGCUCCAAUCUGAGCUGUCGAGCAAGCUACAGGUGUCCUCGUUUGCAAACUUAGGAGCCGAAAGUCAGCUACAGAGUGCAGCCUACUCAAGAAGUGAACUUGUGAGGGAAAUUGAGGAACUAAGAAAGCAAAGAGAUGUAUUCCAACGAAGGAUCGAGUUCUGCAAAGAAAAGGAUGCCAUUGGUUUGGCUACUAGGACGAGUGAUCAGGUGAGUUGCAGUUACAGGGAGUUCAGUGCAAAUGAGAUCAGAUUGGCUACCGAUAACUUUGCUACAUAUAGAAAAUUAACAUGUGGGCGAGAAUGGACUAAUGUGUACAAAGGCCGGAUCAAUCGCAUGUCUAUUGCAGUCAAGAUGCUUGAUUCUGUUGCUGAUAUGUCCCAGGAGCUUUUCCAAGCAAAGGUGAAUCUCUUAGCAAACAUCCGGCAUCCCAACAUCACAGCAUUCAUUGGCUUCUGCUCAGAGCUGAAGUGCUUACUUUUCGAAUACAUGCACAAUGGUUGCUUAAGAGAUAUCUUGUUCUCAAGGACAAAAGCCAGGACACUCCAAUGGCACCAAAGAACACAGAUUGCAGCUCAAGUCAGUUCGAGCAUGAGAUUUCUCACCCUGGCGGAGCCCAGUCCCAUAAUCUGUAGUGAGCUCAACCCAUCCACCAUCUUUCUGGACCGGAGUUUUGUGGCGAAGCUCCAUUCUUUCGGGCUCACACCAUCCUGUGAUGAGGCUGAUGUAGAAGCCAAUGUAGGAGCUUUUGGAGACUUGCUCCUUCAGCUUCUUACAGGGAGGAACUGGGCCAGUCUUGAUCACGAGUCAAUGGUGAUCGACAGACAGGCCAUUCUCAAAGCCUUGGAUAAAAACGCGGGUCAUUGGCCUAUGGAUUUGGUAGAGGAGUUUGUGGAGCUAGCAGUGAAAUGUAGGUCAGUACACUUGGAACCUAAUGUAGGAGUUUUUAUGUCUUCAGUGACAAACGAGUUGAUUGUGCUAAAGAAGAAGGCUGAUGACAUGAUUAUGAGGAUAGAUCAUCAUAUAGGAAGUGAAGAUGGUGCAUCCUCGAGCGAUGAGUGGAGUCAUGUUCCCACAAAUUUCCUCUGUCCUAUACUGCAGAUAGUAAUGGACAAUCCACAUAUAGCAGCAGAUGGAUACUCAUAUGAGCUUGAAGCUAUUGAAGAAUGGUUGGAAAUGGGACACAAUACUUCUCCAGUAACCAACCAGAAGCUAAAGCACAAGUAUCUCGUCCCCAACAACAAUCUGCGCUUUCUCAUCCAAGACUGGCGUAGGUUUAUCUCCAUACUGGAUAAUAUGGAUUCUUGAUGCAUAUUCUCUCCAUCUCGACAACAAACUCUCAGUGUUCCACAUAUGUGUUUGUCCAUGUUUUAGAAGUCAUGUGUUUCACUUCAUUUUAGAGUGGGAAAAAGUGUAUACUUCCUCCGUCCUAUAAUAUAGUGCAUACUUCAUUUUUGGUGGGUCAAAUUUAAAAAUCUUUGACCGAAUAUUCUCAUUUGUAUAUAUAAAAAAACAUAUUAAUGUGGGAUCUUGGUAGAUUCGUCUCAAUGUGUAGUUUCAUAAUAUCAAUAUCUAUAUUUUUUAUUAA